This is a messenger RNA of Sphaerodactylus townsendi, 2107 nucleotides long. RefSeq names its product heat shock transcription factor, Y-linked-like. The transcript has 2 exons. Gene Ontology annotation, molecular function: sequence-specific DNA binding; DNA-binding transcription factor activity. The record is from RefSeq and is a predicted model, not a curated record. NCBI's taxonomy places the organism in Eukaryota, Metazoa, Chordata, Lepidosauria, Squamata, Sphaerodactylidae. Bases 1 to 1335 code for a protein of 444 amino acids. Gene Ontology annotation, biological process: regulation of DNA-templated transcription.
AUGGCAGCUGAAAAAAGUUGUCAGAGUGAGAGGAGAAACUUGGACAUGGACCUUGCUGCUGCACAGAAUCAACAUAUUUCAGCUGAAGAUGAAAUGGUUCAUUCUGCAAUCUCAGUUUCAUCCUUGCAUAACAAAACAGCAGCAGGUGACUCUGCCUUGCGAUCCAUGAUAGAAGAAAAUGCUUUUCAAGCUUUAAAUGAUGGACCCUGGGCAAAAAGACCCCGGCUUGCUCUCGGCGAUGAUGGUUCUCUUGAAGACAAUGAUUUCCUAUCCCUCACCUUCCCAAAGAAACUCUGGAAAAUUGUUGAAAGUGAUCAGUUUAAAUCCCUGUGGUGGGAUGAUGAUGGGAAUUGUGUCGUGAUUGAUGAAGAACUUUUCAAAAAAGAGGUCUUGGAAAGGAAAGGACAACUUCGUAUCUUCGAAACGGACUGCAUGAAAAGUUUCAUUCGUCAGCUAAACCUCUAUGGAUUUAGCAAAAUGAGACAGAGUUUUCAAAGAUCUGCCUCUCUUGUUGAAUUUUUAGCAGAAGAAAAAGCAGCUUAUGCAUUUAGCAAGUUACAGUUCUAUCAUAACCCCAAUUUUAAGAGGGGUUGUCCUCACUUACUUGCAAGGUGCAAAAGAAGAGUUGGAAUAAAAAGUAUCCCACCAGUUGCUUUUUCAUUAGAACCGGACUACAGUGAAAGCUGCCUGAGGAGCAGAUCAAGAAGCCCAGAUGGUCAAACUGCACUGGGAAAUGAUUCUAGGGAGAACAGCUUCCUUGCAGCUUCCCCAAAGGAUAAAAUGCACAAAUCUGGACACCCGAAACCUACCGCAAGCAAGGGACUUGCUGGAAUAGCAGCCCGGAUGAGAAGUGGAUAUACAACUUCCUCUCCAACCCCCCUGAGGCCGUCUGAACAGGCCUCACCUGAAGACAGUGAUAACAAAAUAAACCAGCUGGCUCCUUUCCAUCUACCCCAGCACACCAACCAUGCUCGAGUCAACACGCACGAAAUAGACUCCACCACCACCACAUCUGCUACUUCUUUGUAUCAUGUUAUACCACCUGUCCCCAACAGCCCCUUUGCACCAAUGAUGGGGCUGCCAGCCUUCCCAACCAUGUAUCCAGACUUAUCAGCCAUGCAAGCUCAUUGGGCCAGUUUGCUUCCAUUUUGUAACCCAUGGUUCUCUAUGCCUAUGAUAGCAGCUGCUUCUGCCAUUUCCAUGUCACGAUCUUCCCAUCAUCACCGAACCCCUGCAUACCACCACUGUCCUAACUGUAACUGUACUUCAAAUACUGCGUCCGCUUCCAAAGGAGUAGGACCCAAAGUGACAGAAUACACUGGCUACCAUCGAUAAAGAAAGUGGUAACUUCCAAAAUCCCACCCUUCUGCAGGAGAGAUAGGGAAAUCCAGAGUGACCAAAGAAUAAACUUCUUUCUUAUCUAGGUUAACUUUUGUAUUUCUUUCAUCAUGGAUGGAUAAAGUAACUUAUUUUCUUCAAUACUGUAAACAUGAGAAAUACAAGUUAAAAUUAGGGAGAGCUGCAGCAGCUGCCUGCCCGCAGUUCACCCCUCCACCAGGGCAAAUCCACCAGCAUGGCCCUGAAACUCUCCCACUGGUGGAUUUGUGCCCCCCCCCCCUCCUUUGGCUGCAAGACAGAUACCAGUGUAAUCCAACCAAUGCACUUGUCACAUUAAGGUCAGUUUGGGCAGGCAACUUUGAGCCAGUGCUUAAAGUGGCUUUUUGAUCCAUCUCAAAUCAUAGUUUCUUAAUCCUAGCACUUAUCUUAGUAAUUAUGUCACACAGCUAACUGGCAAUGGUGAUUUGCUCCUUGUUUACCACAGAUUAUGAGCUUGUGCUCCAUGAGACACUAACAGUGUAAUCCUGUACAGAGUUACUUCACUUUAAAUUCCUUGAAAUCAAAGGGACUAGAAGUAAAGUAAUUCUGCAUAGGAUUCUAAAGUAGAUUUACCAAGAUGGAUCAUAUUGUGAUGCAAUAAUAUCUACCCUGUAUGUUCAUUUCUCAAAAUACUUUUGCAGAUUGUUGUGUAUUUGUCAGACAUCCAGAUAAUCUGACAGCUGUAUGUAUGAAGAAGUGUGUUUGAAAUAAAAGUUAGUGAUUACAAUUA